UUGAGAAGUACAUGGUGGAAGCAAAGUACAAAUGGCGCAGAACGUAGUGAAAAAGGCUGCCAGUUUGGAGGGACGGUAAUUGGUUGGGUGUGCAAUGGCACUAGUAAGAUAUAUGAUGGCCGCGCCUGGAAGAUUCCAUCAGGACUUUUCUUCAUUAUACCUAGCAUCAUUAUAUCUCCCAAUUGGUUUAUUCCAGAGUUUGGAAGCUUUUCCUGGUCUUCUACAACAGACGAGAUCGAGGAAGACUUCUCAUUACUACAGAAAGGGCUGGAAGAGGAACCGGAACAAGGUCAUUUCAAAGAGCUAUUUUCGAACGCCAACCGAAAACGAACAGCAAUCGUUCAAGCGACUGGGCAGGCAUUCACUUCACAAUAUGGAACUUUAUACGUCAAGCCUCUGCAAACGAUCAACAGGUUUAACUUCAACGUGAUCAUGGUUUCAUCGGACUCUCCUCAUUGCACUCAAGACAGCACGUUGAUUCAUGCUAAUCUAGAUAGGCCUUUACUUUUGAUCGGUGCGGCAGUCCAAAUGGCAGCUCUCAUGGCUAUGGGAGCGCUUGGGGUACAUACUCCAAACUAUACUGAAAAGUCAACCAUUGUCGCGAUGUCGUCCUUGUUUAUGAUUGAAUUUAACAUAGGCUGGGCUGAUUUGACAUACGUCAUGACCACUGAGAUUCCAGCACUAAGAUUGCGAGAUAACUCACAGCGCAUUGCAUCUGUUGCAAAUAUGCUAACGUUCUUUGUGGUUGCGUCUAGUAUGCCAUGUCUCAUGGAUUCUGACUAUGCCAACCUACAUUCAAAGGUUGGUUUUAUUUAUGGGAGUAUUUCGGUAGCCUCGGUUGUUUUUGUGUACUUUCGCGUGCCGGAAUGUCAUGGAAGGUAA
Molecule: messenger RNA, 882 nt
Organism: Penicillium canescens
Lineage: Eukaryota; Fungi; Ascomycota; Eurotiomycetes; Eurotiales; Aspergillaceae
Exons: 5
Biological process (GO): transmembrane transport; carbohydrate transport
Cellular component (GO): membrane
Molecular function (GO): carbohydrate:proton symporter activity
Source: RefSeq, a predicted model, not a curated record